This is a messenger RNA of Hyla sarda, 922 nucleotides long. RefSeq lists its product as uncharacterized. Gene Ontology annotation, biological process: base-excision repair. The transcript has 3 exons. The record is from RefSeq and is a predicted model, not a curated record. Gene Ontology annotation, molecular function: phosphoric diester hydrolase activity; double-stranded DNA 3'-5' DNA exonuclease activity; DNA-(apurinic or apyrimidinic site) endonuclease activity. NCBI's taxonomy places the organism in Eukaryota, Metazoa, Chordata, Amphibia, Anura, Hylidae. Bases 174 to 803 code for a protein of 209 amino acids. Gene Ontology annotation, cellular component: nucleus.
CCCUAAUUCCCAACAUCUGAUGUUUCGGGAAAGAAUGCUUCCGCCCCCACUUCUGGUUUCCCACUUUCACCCCUCUCACUCGCUAUACUUUUCUCUAUUUCUUACUACCACUCCGACCUUUCCCACCAUCUACUCUAUCUCCACCCUCCUCCCUGGGCGGUUCUCUUUAGACUAUGUGUAAAGUAAUCACGUGGAAUGUGAAGGGGUUGAAGUCCCCUCAAAAAAGAAUUAAAAUUCUGCGUUAUCUGAAAUGUCUGGGCCCUGAUAUCGUACUUCUACAAGAGACACACCUGGUGGAAGCAGACUUUUUGAGGAUGCAGAAGCUUUGGGUGGGGAGGGCCCUGGGUUCGUCCGCAGUAGAUGGUAGGUCUGGAGUGUUGACCUUAAUACAUAAAUCUUUUGCGUGUAAGAUUCUCUCUCAUGAAGCUGAUGAGGCGGGUAGACUAUCUCUGGUACACCUCGAGCACAAUGGGAACUCUUAUAGUAUCUAUAACAUAUAUGCACCAAACAAUGACAAUAACUAUUUUUUUGCGUCCCUAGCAGAUACUGUUCAGCACUCGGCAGGACCUUUCACCAUCCUGGGAGGCGACCUGAACUCGGUCGUGGACCCACUCCUAGAUCGUAAAAGUACCCUACCCUCCCAAUUGCCUACGAGAUCAAGUGAUAAGAUAAAUUAUGGGAAAGUGUCUCAUCUCUCAACAUAUGAAAUGGAGGUGAUUUCUGAAGUCGAUGGGUGGUUGCCUGUGGUAACACACAAGAAGAGAGAGUACAACAGGAUUCUCAUUGCCCAGCUGAAACAUUGAACACUCCAAGUCACAUGAACCAGCGUACUGACUGCAGAGGGUUUCCACCUCAGAUUAUAGGGUAAGCCGGUCACACACUGUGGCGAUCAACUUGUUAAGUGUCUCAGACUGCUAACUGC